Molecule: messenger RNA, 303 nt
Organism: Lactuca virosa
Lineage: Eukaryota; Viridiplantae; Streptophyta; Magnoliopsida; Asterales; Asteraceae
Source: the annotation of a GenBank genome assembly
AUGUUUUGGAGCCUAAGCGUGCCUAAGGGCUCGAACCGUGACUAUGACGGGUGCAACCUUAAAAAGAUGGUGGUCUCGAUGUCGGAAUGGAAUCGGUUUCCCGACGUUCUUGUUUUUGUGGCAGAAUUUGAUUUCUUGAAGGAACGGGGAGUGGAGUAUGCCGAAUUUUUGAAGGGAAAAGGCGUGAAAGUUGAACUUAUUGAGACGAAAAACGAAAAACAUGUUUUUCACGUUUUCCGGCCCGAUUCCGAGGAGACUAAGUUGUUACAAAGUCAGAUGAAUGAGUUCAUACAUAGUUUUUAA